Messenger RNA from Dendroctonus ponderosae (mountain pine beetle), 785 nucleotides. RefSeq names its product ipsdienol dehydrogenase. Gene Ontology annotation, molecular function: oxidoreductase activity. The record is from RefSeq and is a predicted model, not a curated record. NCBI's taxonomy places the organism in Eukaryota, Metazoa, Arthropoda, Insecta, Coleoptera, Curculionidae.
GGAUCGGUAUUUGCUGUGACCGGUGGUUCUUCAGGAUUAGGACAAGGAGUGGCAGAAGUUCUUCUUACUAAUGGAGCGAAAGUAAUAAUCCUAGAUAUUCAAACUCUGAUAGAUGACAGUUUAAAGCCUUUUGCAGAUAAUAUGUGCUAUGUGAAAACUGAUGUAACGUCGGAAGAGGACGUUAAAGAAGGACUUGCGACCGGAAAAAGAAAAUUUGGGAAAUUGAACGGAAUAGUUAGUUGCGCUGCUUUUGUUGGCGAUGUUGAGCCAAUAUAUGACAUGAAAACAAAACGACUUAGUAGUUUAGACAAUUUUCGCAAAGAAGUAAAUGUUAAUCUUAUUGGAACACUAAUUUCUAUUCGGCAAGCGCUUCCUUUAUUAAUUGAAAAUGAGAAAGAUGCUGAUGGAGUGAGAGGAGUUAUUAUUACUAUUUCAAGUGUUGUUGGUCUUAAUGGAACCCCAAAAAUGUUGGGAUAUUCCGCCAGCAAAGGUGGUUUAAUAAACAUUAUUCCUCCUGUGUAUGUAAAACCCCGAUGAUUGAUAAGGCUUUCGGCCGCGAAGCAGCAGCGCAACUGCAUAACGAUUUUCCUCCAAGGCAAAUAGAACCUGUGGAAUUUGGAACAUUUGUGAAACAUGUUAUCGAAUCGCCCAUGCUCAAUGGAACAUGUAUCAAAUUUGGCGGACGACAGGAUGUUGCCACAGGACUUGUGGAGUGAAGGAAGAAGCUUCAUGUUUUUUUGCUAUUAAUAAAACAUCCAUUUUGUUAAUAAAUUAUUUCUAUUUCA